Messenger RNA from Anguilla rostrata (American eel), 4124 nucleotides. RefSeq names its product C9orf72-SMCR8 complex subunit (gene c9orf72). Gene Ontology annotation, molecular function: guanyl-nucleotide exchange factor activity. NCBI's taxonomy places the organism in Eukaryota, Metazoa, Chordata, Actinopteri, Anguilliformes, Anguillidae. Gene Ontology annotation, biological process: endocytosis; autophagy. The transcript is spliced from 10 exons. Bases 336 to 1724 code for a protein of 462 amino acids. Gene Ontology annotation, cellular component: autophagosome; endosome. The record is from RefSeq and is a predicted model, not a curated record.
CUUGAGGAGCCACUGGUCUGUCUUUACUUCAGUUGUUGGUAUAACACCAGGAAGUGUUGCGCAAAAUUAAGAUUUCACACACUGUUGUUAUGUAGUUAGACUACUGGAAUUACCUUACGCCAAGAGCAACUGUGUAAAUGGGGGGGCUGUAUAUACAGGCCCCAUGUGAACAACUGAACAACCGCUCACAUUCAAGGACAGAAGCCUUAUAAACUAAACAGCCUUCCUCUUCUCGUCCAACUGAUAUUUCGACGGCAGCGCACAAAGAACAGCGAGCUGCAUCAGGCUAACCCGCCGAGCCAGCACCUCCAGCCGGUAGAGGGCGCUCCUGAGCGAUGUCGUCCGGGUGCCCUCCGCAGUCCCCCGCCGUGGCGAAGACGGAGGUGGUGGUGGAGGGCGAGUCCCCCCUGCUGGCCGCCACCUUCGCCUACUGGGACAACAUCCUGGGCCCCCGCGUGCGUCACAUCUGGGCCCCCAAGACGGAGAGGCCCCUCCUCCUGAGCGACGGCGAGAUCACCUUCCUGGCCAAUCACACGCUGAACGGCGAGAUCCUGCGCAGCGCCGAGUGCGGCGCCGUCGACGUCAAGUUCUUCGUGCUGGCGGAGAAGGGCGUGAUCAUCGUGUCGCUCAUCUUCGACGGCGAGCUGAAGGGCGACAAGAACACGUGCGCCCUGUCGCUGAUCCUGCCGCAGACGCAGCUGGCCUUCUACCUGCCGCUGCACGCCGUCUGCGUGGAGCGGCUCAAGCACAUCAUCCGCAAGGGCCGCAUCUGGAUGAAGAUGGGCUGCAGCAUCGUCUCGGUCCUGACCUCGGAGAUCGUGCCCAUCAUGGAGCUGCUGUCCUCCAUGAAGACCCACAGCGUCCCGGAGGACAUCGAUAUUAAGGACACCGUGCUGAAUGACGACGACAUCGGGGACAGCUGCCACGAAGACUUUCUGCACAAGGCCAUCAGCUCUCAUCUGCAGACCUGUGGCUGUUCUAUGGUUGUGGGGAGCAACCCCGAAAAAGUCAACAAGAUCGUUCGGACCCUGUGCCUCUUUCUCACGCCUGCCGAGCGCAAAUGUUCCCGCCUGUGCCGGGCCGAGUCGUCUUUCCGCUACGACACCGGCCUCUUCGUCCAGGGCCUGCUGAAGGACUCGACGGGCAGCUUCGUGCUGCCCUUCCGGCAGGUGCUGUACUCGCCGUACCCCACCACGCACAUCGACGUGGACGUGAACACGGUGACGCAGAUGCCGCCGUGCCACGAGCACACGUACAACCAGCGCCGCUACAUGCGCUCGGAGCUGGGCGUCCUCUGGAAGGCCGCCAGCGAGGAGGACGCGGGGCCCGACACCGUCGCCCGCGCCGACGACACCUUCACCCCCGACCUAAACGUGUUCCAGGAUGUCAUGCACAGAGACACUCUGGUCAAAUCCUUCCUGGAUGAGGUGUUCCUGCUGAAGCCAGGCCUGGGCCUCCGCAGCACCUUCCUGGCGCAGUUCCUCCUGCUUCUCCACCGGAGGGCGCUCACCCUGCUCAAAUACAUUGAAGAUGAGACGCAGAAGGGGAAGAAGCCGUUUCGCUCGCUGCGCAGCCUGAAGACGGACCUGGACCUGACGGAGGAGGGCGAUCUCAGCAUCGUCAUGGCGAUGGCCGAGAAGCUGAAGGCCGGCCUGCACUCUUUCGUCUUCGGGAAGUCCUUCUACACCAGCGUGCAGGAGCGCGACGUCCUCAUGAGCUUCUGAGCCCCGCCCACCUCUAAACCCUGCCCACCUCCAAGCCCCACCCCCCUCAGACAUCUGCCUCUAACCCUACACCAGCGUGCAGGAGCGCGACGUCCUCAUGAGCUUCUGAGCCCCGCCCACCUCAAAACCCCCCCACCUCCAAGCCCCACCCCCUCAGACAUCUGCCUCUAACCCUACACCAUUGUGCAAGAGCGCAACGUUCUCAUGAGCUUCUGAGCCCCGCCCAUCUCCAAACCCCGCCCACAUACCCGAUCCCCCUCAGUCACCUCCUAGGGCAACCAAGCCUCCCACCCCCUCAGCCCCCAUCACUCAUAGAUUGUAGCCAAUCCAGGCCUUCUGAUCAACAAGCUGCACCCCCCCCCAUCACAUCCACAGCCUCAUUAAGUCGAUGUAAUGUUAAAACCCUGACCCUUCAUAGAAAGGGUGGGCAUGUGAUGUAAUGUUAUACUGUAGCAUGCUAAAAACAAACGGUGUGUCUGUUCUGUACUGUGACGCGCGUGGGUGUGAGGUGUCUGCCGCAUGCUGUUCUCCUCCGGCCCUAGGCGGGCGUCCCGGGUUCGAGCCGCGCGACCCUCAGAGUCACGGCUGGCGCUGUGUCGGCGUGUCCCGCGCGCACGGAGGAGAGAAACGCCUUUUUAAUUCUGCCGGUGAGAUGCUCAGCCCAGCGCUGAGUGAUUCAUUUGAUUCGUUUGAUUCAUUCGUGCUGCUAAAAGGCUGUGAAUGUGCCUGGGAGCUUGGAGAGUUAGAGUUAGGGGGAUUUGCUUUCUGUCAGGAAGCUUAACCUGGUGUGUUCAUUCAGACAUUUAUGGCUGUUUAGAAAUGAAAGCCGCACUGCACAAAAAAUGUAUCUGAUAAGUGGAUCCUUACGCCGUAGGUGAGAGGGUGUACCCUCUCUCUGUUUCUGGGUCUCCCUCACCACGGUCUGAUCAGCUGGGUCUGCCUGAGUUUCUUUGAGGAAAGUUCAACAAAUGUUUACAAGUAUUAUUUUAUUUAAAUUUAAUUGUCUUUGUUUGCUGUAAAAUAAUCACACAGGCUACCUUUAACUUGUAGUUUGCCUCAAUAUGGAGUUUUCCACAUCUGAAGCGCCCAGCCUCUGGACAAGUCAUGGGGAAACCUUUCCGACGUGCCCGAGGGUAUGGGAGUCAGUGAUCGAUUGGGGAAAAGCAGGCAUGAGGCUAAAUCCGGGAACGUUUCAGUGGUAGUCCAUUUUAAGAAUGGGAACGUCGGGAAAUGAACCCAGUAAUGUGCCAGCACUAGGCGGAUGUGUGGGGCGUUCCCGUGGCGACAGUGUGUGUGUGUGUGUGCGCCUCGUCGUUCCCAGGGAAACUCGCUCAGACUGAACGGAUCUGAGCCCUCUGCUCCUCUUAACGAGCCCCAGUCACAUGCUCCCUCCCCCCCAAGCUUGUUAGCAGGGAUUAGCCUUCCUUGCUAAUUAUGUUUUACUUCGCCGCGUAGCCCGGCUCGCUCUGCGGAGCAAUCGAUUCUGAGGGCCAGCGGGGGCUGGCGGGGGCCGUCUGUGACCGACGCCCGCGUUUGCGUUCCGAGCGGGCCGCCAUCACCCCCACCCCCCACCCCCCCUCCCCCAAAAAAAAGAGCCUGUUUUGGGAAAGUGGCCGCGCAGUUCCUGUGUCUCGUCACACCGCUCCUGCGUGGGGGGGGGGGUCGGGUCUCCCCCGCGUGUCCCCCGCCCCUUUCUCCUCCCGCUGCGGUAUCACCGUCACGCUUACCGUGAGCGGAAACCCAAAACCGCCAGAACAGCACCGCGUUCCCUAAGACAAGCGCCUGCUGCCCUUUCUUUUCUGCUGAGAUCUGAAUUAGCGACUGACCUGUUUGGUUACUGACCCCUCUGGUGACUGACCUGUCUGGAUGCGUUUCCACUCGGUUGUGUCCAGUGUUCCCUCGAGAGAAAACACCCGAUGCUGUUUUAGUGGGUUUUUGUUUUUUUUUUGGAGCUAACGACUCUCUCAGCGAAGGUAGAUGUGUGUAAAAUGAGGUAUUAAUGGAACUGUCACUGGCGCCAAUUGUCCUGUCACUUCACUUUAGAGGCUUCCGUUUUUAAAAGCACGCAAAACGCAGAUAAUUUAAUCUAAUGGGCGAUAAUAGUAUCGUUCGCCAUUAGUUCCGCAUUAAGCCGGAAUUUGGUGUUAAUUAAGAUUUAACUUUAUUUUUGUUCUUUAAUAACCUUGACGAAGCUUGGCAGAGACUGAAGGUCUGAAAAUUGUUCUGCUUCUCAGGAAAUUCUUCUCAGAUGUGCAGUUAGGCUUCUGCUCCCACUGCUUAAUUAAUCUUCUCUGUGUAAGUGCCGUAUGGAUAUUUGAUUGUAUCAUGCUGACAUUGUUGUAUAAUUUAUCUCUUGUGUGAUCACUGGAAUGUGUGUCAAUAAAUUGUUUCUUAUUUGAA